This is a messenger RNA of Cuscuta epithymum, 1771 nucleotides long. The record is from the annotation of a GenBank genome assembly. NCBI's taxonomy places the organism in Eukaryota, Viridiplantae, Streptophyta, Magnoliopsida, Solanales, Convolvulaceae.
UUGAAAUUGUAGUUUCUGAUGGAAGUCCCUAAUUUGAAUUGAAUAAAUUUAGAGGAUGAAAUCUGCAAAGGGUAAUUCUAUUUACAGCCCUCAUUUUACUAAACACAGUCACCAAAUUUAAAUAUAAUUAAAUAAAAUAGUCAAUUGUCCAAUUAUAUCCUUUGACCGUGUGUUCAACGAUGCUGAGAUCUUCAUGGGACGGGGAAGAUAACUACGAUGUUGAGAUGCAGACACAUGCGCUGACCCAAAUGCUUUGCCGCGUCGAAGCAGAAGAAGCAAGAGGUGAUUCAUGAAAACGACUUUUUGAAGGAGAGAAUUGAUAAACUGUAAUCGUGACAUCGAGAAACCAGAGAUACGGAAGGAAUUGGAGAAAUUGGAGUCAGAGAACAAGGUCUUGAAUUGGAUCCUCCUCUUAUAUUUUCUUGAAUUCCCACUUAACAAAAGUCAUGAAUAGAACCCAAAAUGAAGGUUGUCCCAAUUAAAUUUGAUUUCCACUGCUGAAUUAUGGGCAAGGUGGAUAUCCCUUCUUCCCAGAUUGCUUCAUGGCCCGAUUGCAGUUGAGCAGGCUGGAUUGCUCGAUUAAAACAUACCCGAAGCUGAAUUUGUACAGGAAAGAGUAUAAAGUGGUCGAAAAGAACAGCCUUUUUAUCAAAUUAUUCAAUGGUGGCCUUGAAAAUCUUCUUUCGUAGGACAGCUACAGUAGUUUCUAUCAUAAUUACUUGCUCACAUACUCUCCUGCAUCUUACGUAGUUUACCACAAUUUAACUUUGAGAGUAGUACAAGGUAAUAACAAAUAUAUUCUCAGCUUGAGGGUGAAGACGGGUUUGGAUGGGUUGAAACUUGAAACGUAGUGAAGAUGAACACGUGAAAUUUGAAGCAGUUGAGAGGAAAAGGGUAUAAUUGGACAAUUUAAAUGUAGUGGCUGUACUUAGUAAAAUGGGGGUUGUGGAUAGAAUUACCCAUAUGCAAAUAAUUGUUGUUGUUAAUGGAUUGAUUUGCAGGCAAAACUUGACAGCGAGUGGGCCGAGGCCCAAUCCGCAAGGCUCUUAUCAUUAUGGACGGGUGAACGUCUCGCGUACAAUUAUAUUGAAAAACUCAGCUCCGAUCAUCAAUGGACGCCAACGGUAUGCUGUGAACAGCGUUUCGUUCAUUCCAGCAGAUACACCGCUUAAACUUGCAGACUACUUCCACAUCGCCGGAGUUUUCACCGCCGGCAGCAUCAUUGACAACGCCACCGGAGAGACUCCUCUACUUAACAUUUCUGUCGUGGCGGCGAGUUUUAGGUCAUUCGUUGAGGUUGUCUUUGUGAAUGAGGAAGACACCAUACAGUCGUGGCACUUGGAUGGCCAAAUCUGCUUUGUUGUCGGGAUGGAUACCGGAGAGUGGAAAAACGCAAGCAGAUUAACUUACAACUUGGGAGAUGGAAUUUCUCGUAGCACAGUUCAGGUUUAUCCAAAAGGGUGGACUGCCAUUUACAUGCCAUUGGACAAUAUGGGAAUGUGGAAUGUAAGGUCAGCGAACUGGGGGCGACAAUACUUGGGUCAACAGUUCUAUCUCCAGGUGGGGCCCUCCACGGGUUCUCUGAGGGAUGAAUAUAGCAUUCCACGUCACGCCCUUCUCUGUGGUAAAGCGGCCAAUGAAACCAUAUCUUAGCUUAUUAAACUCAAGUGUCAAAUAUAUGUUGACCCAUUGUACUCUUUGGAAAUGCUUGUAACUUUCAUAAAAGAUAUUCUCAAAUCACAAUUACUCGAUCACAGAUGUUUGGACUUAA